This is a messenger RNA of Nothoprocta perdicaria, 4227 nucleotides long. RefSeq names its product SH3 and PX domains 2A (gene SH3PXD2A). Gene Ontology annotation, molecular function: phosphatidylinositol binding; superoxide-generating NADPH oxidase activator activity; protein binding. NCBI's taxonomy places the organism in Eukaryota, Metazoa, Chordata, Aves, Tinamiformes, Tinamidae. Gene Ontology annotation, cellular component: cytoplasm. The record is from RefSeq and is a predicted model, not a curated record. The transcript is spliced from 16 exons. Bases 2 to 3310 code for a protein of 1102 amino acids. Gene Ontology annotation, biological process: superoxide anion generation.
CAUGCUGUCCUACAGCGUGCUCGACGCCACCGUGGUGGACGUGGAGAAGCGGCGCAGCCCCUCCAAGCACUACGUCUAUAUCAUAAACGUGACAUGGUCUGACUUGACUUCCCAGAUCAUCUACAGAAGGUACAGCAAGUUCUUUGACCUGCAGAUGCAGCUGCUGGACAAGUUCCCCAUUGAAGGCGGCCAGAAAGACCCCAAGCAAAGAAUCAUCCCUUUCCUACCAGGCAAGAUCCUGUUCCGGAGGAGCCACGUUCGGGAUGUGGCAGUGAAGAGGCUGAAGCCCAUUGACGAGUACUGCCGGGCGCUGGUCAGGCUUCCUCCUCACAUUUCCCAAUGUGAUGAAGUCUUCAGGUUCUUCGAGGCUCGACCAGAGGACCUCAACCCUCCCAAAGAGGAGCCGCRCGGCAGAGCGGGGCUUGGCUUCCUUAGYGAAGUCCAUAGUUUGAAAACAGGUGGUGCUGAUGCUAGCUCCGAACCCAUGAUCCUGGAGCAAUAUGUGGUGGUGUCCAACUAUGAGAAGCAGGAGAACUCUGAAAUUAGCCUGCARGCUGGAGAGGUCGUGGAUGUCAUAGAGAAAAACGAAAGCGGCUGGUGGUUUGUGAGCACAGCAGAGGAGCAGGGCUGGGUCCCUGCUACGUACCUGGAAUCCCAAAAUGGAACCAGAGAUGACUCGGACAUCAACACAUCGAAAAUGGGGGAAGUCUCUAAGCGACGCAAGGCUCACCUGAGGCGCCUGGACCGGCGAUGGACGCUGGGCGGGAUAGUCAACAGGCAGCAGAGUCGAGAAGAGAAAUAUGUCACUAUCCAGCCGUACGCCAGCCAGGGGAAGGAUGAGAUUGGGUUCGAGAAAGGGGUCACCGUGGAGGUCAUCCAAAAGAACCUGGAAGGAUGGUGGUACAUAAGGUAUCUGGGCAAAGAGGGCUGGGCCCCAGCUUCAUAUCUGAAGAAGGCUAAGGAUGACCUUCCAUCUAGGAAAAAGAACUUAACUGGGCCCGUGGAAAUCAUAGGAAACAUUAUGGAGAUCAGUAACCUGCUGAACAAGAAAUCAUCGACCGACAAGGAAACCCAAGCAGAAAAUGAGACCUCGGAAUCCCACAUCACCAAGAAGGAAAUCAGCUUGCCCAUCCUGUGCAACGACUCCAAUGGCAAUGCCAUGAUGACCCCAGACAAGCAGGCCUCCAAACUGGCCCAGGGCUCCCCAGCCAUAGCAAGGAUAGCACCACAAAGAGCUCAAAUAAGUUCUCCAAAUUUAAGAACAAGGCCGCCCCCACGAAGAGAAUCCAGUCUGGGUUUUCAGUUGCCCAAACCRCCCGAGCCGCCCUCUGUGGAAGUGGAAUACUACACUAUUGCGGAGUUCCAGUCUUGUAUCUCGGAUGGGAUAAGCUUUCGUGGAGGACAGAAAGCAGAGGUUAUAGAAAAGAAUUCUGGUGGCUGGUGGUAUGUGCAGAUUGGAGAAAAGGAAGGAUGGGCACCAGCAUCUUACAUUGACAAGAGGAAGAAGCCAAAUUUAAAUAGAAGAACCAGUACCUUAACACGUCCGAAGGUCCCUCCCCCAGCUCCUCCCAGUAAGCCAAAAGACACUGAAGAAGGGACAGCUCCUGGAACUGGUUCUUCAGGGGAAGCCCAGGACUCUCCCCACAAGCUGAAAUACGAAGAACCUGAGUAUGAUGUACCUGCUUUUGGCUUUGACUCGGAAUGUGAUGCGAGUGAAAGCCACCGUGAAGACAGCGCUCCUGAAAAACGACUGUUUCAGCCGCUCAAGCCCUCUCCUGUGUCAUCGCUGCAGAAAACAAAAUUCAAAGUUGGAGAGUCUUCGGAGGAUGUUGCCCAUGAAGAAGAGACCAUCUAUGAGAAUGAGGGAUUCAGGCGUUAUGUGGAAGAUGCUUUGUCCAACAAGGAAUCCAGUGGAGACUCCGACUCCCAGAAAAGCUCUUCUCUGUCCUCGAUUCGAAGGAACUCUCCCUGUUCCAGCUCUCCUAAAACAUCUCUUGUGAAGCCCAAGACUGACAAAAAUAUCCACCCUGAUCUUGGAAAAUGUCACUACUCCAGGAACGAGGAGACAAAGCCAAGGUCAGCUUCAGAUGUGGGCUUACGUAGCAUGCCGAGAACAGGUGGUGUGAAGAAAGAGCCAGCGCAGAGCCCCUCCAUUAGAGCRAAGCCAAUUGUUAGGCCCAAACCCUUCCUGAACAAGGCAGAGUCUCAGAGCCAGGAAAAAAUGGAUAUCAGCACUUUAAGACGUCAGCUGAGGCCAACUGGGCAACUCAGAGGUGGACUUAAAGGUUCAAGAAGUGAAGAGUCUGAGAGCCCCCCAUACACCGCUUCUGAGAACCAAGAAGAUCCUGUUAGGAGGAGCUCGGCUGAUCUCAUUACGGCUCCAUCCCGUGGCAUUUUCUGCUCCAGCCAUCAGGCCAAAACUGAGCAAGAAAAUGAUUCCAGAUGUUUCUACGUGACCACUGACUCAUACCAAAAGGUACAGGAUUCUGAAAUCUGCUUCCCAGCAGGAGUAGAAGUAGAAGUACUGGAGAAGCAAGCCAGUGGGUGGUGGUACCUGAAAUACGGAGAUGCGGAAGGCUGGGCUCCUUCCCAUUAUCUGGCUCUUGCUGAUAAUCGAGAAACCACAGCGACGGACACGGAUGCCUCGCUUUCCAAGAACAGGAAAAAUGAAAACAAGUCAAACAGUUUAGAGAAGAUAGAGAAGAGAGUGCAGGCUUUGAACACCAUCAACCAAAGCAAACGUGCAACACCACCCAUCCCAAGCAAACCUCCUGGUGGUUUUUCAAAAACGUCAGGGCCAGUCAAAAUGAGAAAUGGUGUSAGGCAGCUUGCUGUCCGGCCACAGUCAGUGUUUGUGUCUCCACCACCUAAGGAAAACAACCUGUCAUGCUCUUUACGCAGAAACGAGUCCUUAACAUCUACGGACCAUCUGAGGAACGUCCGACGGAAUUCCUCCUUCAGCAACGCGCGGUCGCAGCUGGGUGACUCCAAGGGAAAGCAGGCGGAGAGGUCUGGCACAGARGGCUUGGAAACCACCUCCAACCUCCCCACCCAGAGGAAUGGCAUCCCCGUGUCCACUGUCAGGCCCAAACCCAUUGAGAAAUCCCAGUUCAUCCACAACAAUCUCAAAGACAUCUAUGUUUCCAUUGCAGACUAUGAAGGGGAUGAAGAGACUGCGGGCUUUCAGGAGGGUGUCUGCAUGGAGGUCCUGGAAAGGAACCCAAAUGGCUGGUGGUACUGCCAGAUCAUGAAUGGGGUGAAACCAUUCAAAGGCUGGGUGCCCUCAAAUUAUUUGGAGAAAAAGAACUAAUGUUGCAAUGUCUCUAACCUCCCUAAUUUAUACUGUUCCUGCUGUGUACACGUGGAAAAAAAAAUUGCUACACAAAAAGAUAUUUCCCUGUGCCCAAAUUUGUACAAAGGGACAAAGGAGUCUGUCUAUGCUGCGGAGAAGUCUGCCGUGUUCUGGAGAGGUCUGUGGGCUUAAGGUGUUAUAAGCAACCGUGAGGAAGAUGCAGCACAGUCAAAUGCCUCUUUGUGAAGUUGUUAAUAAUCUUGUAUGUGUAACAGGGUAUGACAUCCCAUCUCUCCCGUUAUUGAUAGGAAACCAAAUGUGUGCCUUUGUGAGAGAAAUACAGAUGCAUCUACUUGAGGAGUUCAGUGCCAAACUCUCAUGUUCUACAGUCUUGGCUCCCCUUCUCCUCGUUCUUGUCCACACAUGGAAUACCCAAGAGUUUUGGAUGUGUUUCCACAACUUGCGAGCAGUAAGAAGCAAAUGGAAAUUGUGUUUUGAAAYGCAGAGGGACUCUAACUCCGUGGAGAAGCCCACUUUCCUCUUCUCAGCAGUUGCUCGGUCCAGAGUUGGAGCCUUUUCAUCGUGGAGAGAUUUGGCCUCUGACUUCACUUGUGUUUUGUUACUGCUUGCUCCUCGGAAAUGGCCAUCAGGUGGUGUUUGGGCUCUUUUUUUGUUUCCUUUUGUUCUCUGUCUAGCUCUUUGAGUUGGGAUUUUCAGGUGUACAAGGGCAGUGAUGCCCACAGGUGCUUGUACAAAACAAACCCACAAACCCCAUGCUUAAGCAUGUUCAUCACUUUAUUGGCUCUGUGUUUAGUUCUGGGUCUGACGCCUGCCAGGAGAUCUCAGUUAAUUUUCUUUGCGGAAUGAGGUUUCUCAAAAGGAUCAUAAUAUCAAAAUUUACAAAACUCCCUUAAGACACUGAAGACAAGAGAGCU